Molecule: messenger RNA, 7774 nt
Organism: Rhineura floridana
Lineage: Eukaryota; Metazoa; Chordata; Lepidosauria; Squamata; Rhineuridae
Product: haloacid dehalogenase-like hydrolase domain-containing 5
Exons: 2
Coding region: 3059-4792 (577 amino acids)
Biological process (GO): glycerophospholipid biosynthetic process
Cellular component (GO): mitochondrion
Source: RefSeq, a predicted model, not a curated record
UUUAGAAAACAUAGCUUAUUUUAUACAGAAGAAGCUUUUGGUGUGAAGGGUGAAACCCUAUUUUUUGUUAUCGGGAUUAAUAGGUACAUUUUGUAAUGUAGAGAAUGUUCUCCAUGAACUCUGAUGAAGUUAGUAAAUCAUAUGUGUGGUCUUGCAGUAUACAUCACAGGACAGGGAAAGAAGGGCAGGCAAAGAAGGGGAACAUUUCCUCUUUUUCUCAACGUUUCCCAUCUCCCUGAAGAUGGUUGCUGCUUCACCUACGCCUCUCUUUGAGCAGGCAUAAGCAGAGAGGCUGCAGUUAACAGCUAUUCAGUCACACUACAGUAGUGAUGGGGGAGUGUGUGAGCUUUUGCUCACUCCUGAAAAAUUGUGGGGUGCUUGUCUUUGGCUGCGGGAAACAAACAAGAUUAUCCCUGAGGAAAUGUGGCCCUCACCAGAAAAAAGGAUGCCUACCCAACUUUUAACAGCUAAAGCAAUUGUACAGUUCUUCACUGGUUAGAGCUGCAGAGUGAACACAGUUGUCGUCUUAUAAUAACAACGUUGAUCUUACUGUGAUAUAUGAACUUUCCUGCCCGCAAAUGGUUAUGCAGAGUAUUCAGUUGUGUGACACUAAUGGAUGCCUACUUCUCUGUGUGGAAUAUGAACCCACCUAGUUUUAUGUAAUUUUUUUCUCUUUGCAGAAAAAAAUAGUAAUAAAAAAAGAAAGAAAUCUUAAAGCAUGAAAAGUGUUCCUGAAUUUGGGGGUUUUGUUGAAUAUUCCAGAGCUGAAGUAUAACCAGCAUGAAUGCAUACUAUACCAAUUCAAAAAACUUGCCUUUGGAUAAUUGUGAGAAUCCCAGUGAACCAAAGAAGAGUUUCUCUUGAAGUAUAGCGGGCCCAAGAUUAUUGUUGCUCUGUGCCUCUAUGUUCUCUCAAAGGGUGGGAAAACACUUCUUUUAUAUAAUCCCGUUCCGUGCCUGGGACCUACCGGGCAGAGGGACGAGCUUGCGGCCGCUGUCGAUGUCCCGGCCGCCAUCUUGGAUGGGAUGCGUGCACACACGGCGCGCUGGCGCGCCGUCGUGUGACGCGGCAGGGAGGCGGGGCGGCUGAAGGCUAUUUAAGGCCGCCCCGCCUGCUUCCCGCCAUCCAGUUCAAAUUUCGGCGGCAACCGGGGCAGCCGCAGCAGCAGCAGCUUCGGCUCGGCGCGGUUUCCUUCAGCGGCAGCUUCGGCCGGGCUCCUUUUGGCGGCAGCUUCGGCGGGGUUCCUUUGGCAGCGAUCGCGGCAGCAGCAGCUUCGGCAAGGCGCGGCUUCCUUCAGCGGCAAUUUCGGCAGCAGCAGCUUCGGCGGCGGCUUCUCUGCCGGCGCACGUGGGCCUCCGGAGGCUUCCUGUGGCCAGGGUGGCUGGGCGGCAGCGAGCCCCCCCCCCAACCUCAUUGAGAGACAGGGAGGCAGUGGCGGCGGGCAACAAGGCCUAGGCGGCGAGGAUCCUGGGGCAGUCACGACGAGGCGGCAGCGCAGGAUCGGAUCCAGCACGGCGAGGACCACAGGCUAGGCGGCCUUUGGCCGGCAACUUUUAAAUUUAAUUGUUAAUUUUAAUUAGCGCGGGGGUAGGUGGGGCACGACCCAACCAUCAAUCCUUGCCACGUGCAGGGCAAUUAGGCUACCCUCCAGGAUAAUUGGGUGCCGGGUGGGGGUAUUGAUUAAGCAGGCGGGCUCCUUCACAACGCUUUGUAAUCACGUCGUUUUGCAAGCGGGGCCCCCUAUCUCCCUCUAGUAUGCCUAAGAAAGGACAAGGGGGGCCAAAAGGGAAGGGAAAGGCCCCCAGAGCAGGGGGGAGAUGCCCACCCCCAGCGGCGGAGGGGGCAAGGAGUGGGGAGGGGCCACCAUGGGCGGCCAUAUUAGCCAGGUUGGAAGCCCUAGAACAUGGCUCAAGCCACCCUAAUGCACCCCGGGACCAACCUGUGACAGGGAAGAAGAAAGACCCACCACCCAAACGGUCUCGGGGGAAAACACAGCGGCCAGUGAACAGUGCUGAUGCAGGGGCUGUUGCUUCCAUCUUAGCGCGACUGGAUGUGCUGGAGGCCGGGCUCAGGGCUGAGGCGAGGACGCCCAGCAUAGAGCCAGGCGCAACUCCCACCCUGCAAGCAGCCCCAACAAUGCAGCCCGCACAAGGACCUUUGGCGGAAAGCACACAGGGUGAGUCCUCUAUCAUGCCACAACAACAAGGACAGCAGCAGUGGAGCUGGGCCCCCUGGGGGUACCCCUACUGGCCCUUUUCCCCACCAGCGGUAACCGAGGGAUAUGGGCAGGCAGGGACCCCCGCCGGCGGGGGGGAGGUUACGCCACAGCAGCAGCAUCCCCUAAGGGAGGCCUGCGAGCAGGUCUGGCACCUCGCCGCUGGGACGGCGACGGAAGGAGGACAUCAGCCCGCCCUGUCUGCCAACCCCCCUGCAGAGAUAUCCGACCCCCUGGGAUCAGUCAGAGAGGGGGCCAUACCUUUUGGGGAAACGUCUGCCCCACUGGGUUUUCAUCUUCUGCCUGCUACGAAGGACAGAAUAUGGAGGGGAGAGUAUGUGGACCUAUUCUCGCUCCUGUACAGGGAGCCGGUUGGGAAGGAUAAGGAUAAAGGAGAACAUGCAGAGCCCGAUAGGCCCAAGCGCCGACGGGUAGAGCGCUCUUGGGCUAACUGGCUGCCUGCAUUCCUUACCUACAUGGGGGUGGUAAUACAGAGGCAGCCUCACAGGGCCUCGGUACUGAUCAAAUACCUCGAUAUCAUAUACCGGGGCUAUUCGGAGUUUCAAGGGACGGCAUGGCUGGACUACGACCAGGCGUUCCGUAUGAGGGCGGCUUUUGAUACAUCCCUCCCCUGGGACAAGAAGGAGGCUGACCUGUGGCUGCAAUUUAUGGCGCAUUCUAGACCCAUGGCAGGCGAUAGGGCGGACAGCGGCCAUCUCUUGGCGCGCCAGGCAUCAGCAACUGCUUCCCGCGGGCCUGCGGGGCAGGGGGUUCAACCCCGCCUGCUUUGCUGGGAGUUCAGCUCGCGUGGCCUUUGCGGUCGGAGCCCGUGCAGGUUCAGACAUGAAUGUGCCAUAUGUGGGGGCCCUCACGCCUGCACUAGCUGCCCCAGGGGCCGCCCCUUCAGGGGUGGAAACAGGGAUUCGGCUGGCGCAAGGAGGACAGGGGCUGCAGGCGCAGCUCAGGGAAAGGGGCCCCAGCCCAAUUAAAAUUGCCGAGCUCCGACACUUACUCCACCUUUACCCCCUAGUCCUAGAUGCCCAGUUUUUAUUAGAAGGCUUCACAGUGGGUUUUCGGAUCCCCUAUUUAGGUCCCAGGCGACCUUUCAUGUCCUGCAACCUUAAGUCAGUGGAAGGCAUGGAAUCAGUUCUGAGAGAAAAAAUUAGGAAGGAAGUAGUAGCCGGCCGGGUUUUGGGCCCCUUUGCUGCACCACCCAUCCCCUCACUCAGAGUUUCCCCGUUGGGCCUCGUCCCCAAGAGGGCACCAGGUGAAUUUCGCCUGAUACACCACCUGUCCUUUCCACAGGGUGAGUCAGUCAAUGACUUUAUCCCAGCGGAGCUGUGCUCAGUCCGCUACACAUCAUUCGACUGUGCUGUGCGAAUGGUCAGGGACUGCGGGGUUGGGGCCCUUAUGGGAAAGUGUGACAUCAAGUCUGCUUUCCGCCUCCUCCCGGUCCACCCACAGGACUUCGAGCUGUUGGGCUUGGCUUUUGAUGGUGAAUAUUACGUGGACAGGGCAUUGCCUAUGGGCUGCUCUAUAUCAUGCUCUGUUUUCGAGCGCUUCAGCUCCUUCUUGGAGUGGGCGGUCAAGAGGCGCGCAGGCUUGCAAUCAGUGGUACACUAUUUAGAUGACUACCUGUUUGCGGGCCCUGCGGACUCAGGCACCUGCAGGGCGUUCAUGGCACAUUUCGCGGGGCUGGCUGGGGAGCUGGGCGUCCCCCUCGCGGCCGAAAAAACUGAGGGCCCAUCCACUGCUAUCACGUUUCUGGGCAUCGAGAUAGAUACGGUGGCCCAAUGCUGCAGGCUUCCUCAGGACAAGUUGGGGGCCCUCAGGGAGAAGAUCUCAGAGGUGGUCAGUUCUAAUAAGGUGACAUUAGCCACUCUCCAACGGCUGGCAGGCCAGCUGAACUUUGCCUGCAGGGUUGUAGCGCCCGGCCGCGCCUUCCUGCGGCGCGUAUAUGACGCCAUGGCUGGCCUAUCACGAUCCUACCACCGCACACGGGUGACAGCCGCUCUUAGGGCUGACCUGACAGUGUGGUCCACCUUCUUGCGGAACUUUAAUGGGGUCUCCCUAUGGAGAAGGGAUCGCCUGUUGGAGGCAGAGCUACAGGUGCACUCCGAUGCCUCGGGUGCCUUCGGUUUUGGGGUCAUUCUGCAUGACUCAUGGUGCCACGGCAGCUGGCCACAGGGCUGGACACUGGCCGGCCUGACCAGAGACCUGACGUUCUUAGAGUUCUUCCCCAUUGUCGUGGCCGUACACCUCUGGCCCGACAAGCUGUGUAAUUCCUCAGUCCACUUUUGGUGCGACAACCUCCCCACAGUGCACGUUAUUAACACCCUGUCCUCUAGAAACCCCAACGUUAUGCUUCUGGUGCGAGCAUUCGUGCUCCAAUGUCUUCGCUAUAAUAUUCAGUUCCUGGCGCGCCACGUUCCGGGUAUUGACAAUAGUAUUGCUGAUGCUCUAUCACGGAACCAGAUGGAGAAGUUUCGCCAGCUGGCACCGUGGGCAAGGGCUCUGCCGGAGGCGUUCCCCCCAGCGCUAUGGGAGAUUGGAGGAUUGAAUCAGAAAGGGCCAUAAGCCUUUCUGUGGCGCCCAGCACUUUGGCCAGCUACCAGGGGGCAGGUAGGGAUCUAUCUAACUUCAGAGAGUCCAGGGGUUACGUCCAGGAGUGGCCCAUCCCGGUCGAGCAGCUUAUGGAGUUCUGCGUGGAGGGGAAACGGAGAGGCCUUUCAGUCAGGACCAUCAAAGGUAAGCUCUCAGGCCUCGCUUUCCUAGCGAAGGCACGGGGCUUUCAGGACUACACGGGUGACUUUAGGGUGCGCCGGAUGCUGGAGGGUUGGUCCCGCGAGCGCCCUUGCCCCCCGGAUGCCCGCCUCCCCUUUUCCCCAGAGCUAUUGUUUGGCCUGCAGGGACAGUGGAAGCACUUGUGUUCUUCCCCUUUCGAGGCCCUGCUAUAUCAUGCUACGGCCCUCACUCUGUUUUUUGGGGCCUUCCGAAUUGGGGAGGUGGUGGCAGCUUCCAAGAGGGAUAACUCCCUCCGAGCCCUGCUAGUCUCCGACCUCAGCUGGAGGGCAGAGCGGGCCAUCCUGCGGCUCAGGCGGUCUAAAACGGACCAGCAUGGUAAGGGGCGCCUGGUGGUAUUGGCCCCAUGCCGGCAGCAAGAACUCUGCCCAGUAACAGCCCUGCGCGGUUUUGUGGCAGCGAGGGGGUCGCAGUCAGGGUACCUAUUCAUACAUAGGAACUCCCAGCCCCUUACCAGAUACCAGUUCUGGUCCGUGGCGAAGGCCGCACUGGGGAACUUAGGCGUGGACCCCAGUAAGUUCGGGACACACUCCUUCCGGAUAGGCGCGGCCUCCACGGCGGCCCUAUUGGGCUUUACUAAAGACAGGCUUCAGGCCGUGGGCGGGUGGUCCUCGGACGCGUACAAGGCCUACGUUAGACCACUUGCUGACACACACGGCGCCAGCGGCUAGACUUUGCCCCCCCCAGGGCCCCCCCCCAUUGUUACCCAAUGUCGUUGUUGUUUCAACAGAUCGCUGGACAAGAUCGGAGCAGCCACGCAUCCUCCUAUGUGGCCACAGUAUGAUGUUCUGGGCAGGCCGCAGGGCGGCGAAGUCUCGCUUCGGCACGCAGCUGGGGCUCAGUCAAUGGGCCGCAGUGCGGUGGCUGGGACGUCGGGGGAUGCGUUGGGAUGGGCUCCUGCCAGCCUUGUUUCAACCGGCUGUGGAAGUGGCAGCGCCCCAGGUGCUGGUGAUCCACCUCGGGGGCAACGACUUGGGUCUGUUAAAGGGCAAGGCCCUAAUUGAACAGGCAUGCGGUGACCUCCGGGCCAUUGCACGUCGCUGGCCGGGGGUGCACUUAGUGUGGUCAGACAUCCUGCCGCGCAGGAGGUGGAAUUGUGCCGGUGACCCACGAGGGAUGGACAGGGCACGGAAAAAGGUGAACAGGCAAAUUCAGAGGGCCCUUAGGGACUUAGGAGGUUCUGUCAUCCACUACCCAGAGGUGGGCCACAACAAGCUUGAGCUGUUUCGGCCUGACGGCGUCCAUUUGACGGACAAGGGCAACGACAUCUUUCUAAGGGACCUGCAGAAGGGUUUACACCAGAUUCUUAUCGGGUGUGGGGUAAAGGGGGACUAAGCAGAGGCUUGUCCCCCUUCUGUGGCGAAGAAGUGCGGGGAAAGGUUAAAGGGAAAGGGCAGCUAGGUGACACCUUUAGGCACCUUUGGGGGUGACAGGCGGUCCGGAGGCCUGCAGCUCAGGGCUACACGGCCCGGGGACAGGGUACGGGCCGCCUUUGGGGCCAACGUGCCUCAUCCGCUCAGAGUUUCAGGGCUCCGAGGGGCGGUGAUGCGGGUUGGACCCCCUACACAUCUUCAGGGUGUGGCUGGAGCUGGGGGGCUGGCACAGGGCAGCCCCAGGCUCAGGCAGGGCAUGAUCGCCCGAUAGCUGCUAACAGGCUUUGCCUGGAUCUCCAGAACGCCCCGCCCUUAAUCUCCCUUCUGCAGGUUCAUUAUUCAAUUGAUUCUGUUUAAAUAAAGUGGCCCAUCAUUUACCCAAGCAAUGGUGUCUGUGUUUUAUUUCGGCAAUAGGCCGCAAUCCCGUUCCGUGCCUGGGACCUACCGGGCAGAGGGACGAGCUUGCGGCCGCUGUCGAUGUCCCGGCCGCCAUCUUGGAUGGGAUGCGUGCACACACGGCGCGCUGGCGCGCCGUCGUGUGACGCGGCAGGGAGGCGGGGCGGCUGAAGGCUAUUUAAGGCCGCCCCGCCUGCUUCCCGCCAUCCAGUUCAAAUUUCGGCGGCACCCGCCCGACCCUCCCUCUGCUGCAGUGUGAUCCAUUUGGUCGCUACGGGGCCGACUAGGAAUUUUUGGCCUGCCUGCCUCGCUUUGCUGGCAGGUUUCUUUUGCCUACUCCACACUGUGGUUGGGGGGAGGGGUCAAGGGUUAGCACGGGUGCCCCUGGGGUCAAUAGGCUGAUUGGGCUGUUUAGUUUGUAUUGUUAACGGUCACUUUGGGAUGCAAGCGAAGAAGUGCGGGGAAAGGUUAAAGGGAAAGGGCAGCUAGGUGACACCUUUAGGCACCUUUGGGGGUGACAGGCGGUCCGGAGGCCUGCAGCUCAGGGCUACACGGCCCGGGGACAGGGUACGGGCCGCCUUUGGGGCCAACGUGCCUCAUCCGCUCAGAGUUUCAGGGCUCCGAGGGGCGGUGAUGCGGGUUGGACCCCCUACACAUCUUCAGGGUGUGGCUGGAGCUGGGGGGCUGGCACAGGGCAGCCCCAGGCUCAGGCAGGGCAUGAUCGCCCGAUAGCUGCUAACAGGCUUUGCCUGGAUCUCCAGAACGCCCCGCCCUUAAUCUCCCUUCUGCAGGUUCAUUAUUCAAUUGAUUCUGUUUAAAUAAAGUGGCCCAUCAUUUACCCAAGCAAUGGUGUCUGUGUUUUAUUUCGGCAAUAGGCCGCAAACAACAUUUGACUGUUAACUGCCAAAUGAAAUCUGUUUUGGCAGUGCAGAAAUGUACAUUCCACUAAAAUACAGCAAUGAAAUUGCAUUAUUAUCCAUAAUGAAAA